CACAACGUUCUCCUUGCAAAUCGCCUCAGGGUCGUCCAAAGCCCCCUGCUGGACUGUACACUAUACAAAAGGACACGACUUAUACCCUAAUCUAACGCCUUUUUACGAUGUCUACCACAUGCAGGAGGAGGUUGAUUCGCGAUUUCAAGCGUCUCACCACAGAUCCACCAGGCGGUGUGUCGGGCAGCCCAUGUCCAGACAACAUCAUGCUCUGGAACGCUGUCAUCUUUGGGCCAGGUGACACCCCUUUCGAGGACGGCACAUUCAAACUGACACUUACAUUCGACGAAUCCUACCCCAAUAAACCUCCAACCGUCCGCUUUCUUUCGCGCAUGUUCCACCCCAACGUCUACGCCAACGGCGAACUCUGCUUGGACAUCCUCCAGAACCGAUGGUCCCCAACUUACGAUGUGGCAGCCAUCCUGACAAGCAUACAAAGCUUGCUCCACGACCCAAACCCUAACUCGCCGGCCAAUGCGGAGGCCGCUCAACUUUAUCGGGAGAACAUGAAGGAGUACGUGCGGAGAGUCAAGCUGACUGUCGAGGAGAGUUGGCUAGACCCAGAGGAGAGGAUCGACGAUGCCGAGGGUUCCAGUUCCUCGGAUUCUGGUGCAAACGCCGCAGCUUGAUGUUGGGGCCCCGACUGGAUCUUGCAUAUGGACUCGCGUCGUCCUUCCUUUUACUGGAACAUUAUCAUCUUAUUAUUAUCUCCUUUUCGCCGAUACGCUCGGAUGAAGAGGUAAUCCCUGGCUAGUAUGGUCCUCUUUCUGACCUGUUCUCAUUGCGGUUUCCCCUAACCAAUUCAUGUGUAUUUGUGGUUCGUAGCAAUCUAAUAGGGUUCCUUUCACCA
Messenger RNA from Coprinopsis cinerea okayama7#130, 850 nucleotides. Its product is annotated as ubiquitin-conjugating enzyme E2 2. Gene Ontology annotation, biological process: DNA repair; protein polyubiquitination; proteasome-mediated ubiquitin-dependent protein catabolic process. Gene Ontology annotation, molecular function: ubiquitin conjugating enzyme activity. The record is from RefSeq and is a predicted model, not a curated record. Gene Ontology annotation, cellular component: HULC complex. The transcript has 3 exons. Lineage: Eukaryota; Fungi; Basidiomycota; Agaricomycetes; Agaricales; Psathyrellaceae. The coding region runs from base 108 to 629 and encodes 173 amino acids.